Molecule: messenger RNA, 1929 nt
Organism: Phoenix dactylifera (date palm)
Lineage: Eukaryota; Viridiplantae; Streptophyta; Magnoliopsida; Arecales; Arecaceae
Molecular function (GO): protein binding
Source: RefSeq, a predicted model, not a curated record
AAUUAAAGAGAAAAUAAUAACGCUCUCUGGUUCCUACUCGGGGGAAUGAGUGCAGUGCUCAUUUCGCCUUCUCUCGGAAGCCAAAAUCAUGACCAAGAAGCCAAGUCGAGGAAGAAGCAGAGCAAAUAGAGGCUAGAAAAGGGCAAAAAAAAAAUAGAAGAGAAAGCAGGAGCUUCUCGCCAAAGUCUUCUCCACCACCUUCCAACUUCUCCUUUCUUUGCUGUUCCGCCAUUAAAGCACUCACGGCCUUCCCACGAGAAGGCAACCUGUAAAACCCCCUCUCUUUUUCUCUCUCCAUCCCCAGUCCCCACCAUUCUUUCACGGAUAAAGCCCACAAAGAGAUAUAUACUGCUUUUCCUUUAAAUCCCAACUCCCAUUGCCCUCUUCCACCAUAUAUCGUAGUUUGAGGAAGGAGAAGAGUGAUAAGCGGUGUCAUGGGGGAAGGAGUCGUCGCAGUUGUACGCGGCGUUUUUAGUAGCCUGUUUCUGGUAUUUUUGUUGUUGUUUUCUGGGUCGUCGCUUGUGAAGAAGGCAUGGGCGAUUCUGGAUCCGGUGGACUUCUUGGCUCUGCAGGCGGUCGGGAAGUCGCUGGAGGACAUGCCGGGGUCGGCGUUCUUCGCCGGGUGGGACUUCACCGGCGACCCCUGCGGCUUCCCGGGGGUCUUCUGCGCCGGGGACAGGGUCGUCGCGCUGGCCCUCGGCGACCCCCGCGCCGGGUCCCCGGGCCUCUCCGGCCGCCUCGACCCCGCUCUCGGGCGCCUCUCUGCCCUCGCCGAGCUCUCCCUCGUACCCGGCCGCGUCGUCGGCUCCAUCCCGGACUCGCUCUCCCUCUGCUCCGACCUCCGCUUCCUCGCCCUUAGCAAGAACUUCCUCUCCGGCCCCAUCCCUGACUCCCUCGGCUCCCUCCGACGCCUCCGAACUCUCGACCUCAGCUACAACCAGCUCUCCGGCUCCAUCCCUCCCUCCCUUCCCUCCAUUCCAGCUAUGGCCAACCUCGUUCUCUGCCACAACCGCCUCUCCGGCUCCAUCCCGGCCUUCCCCGACUCCGCGCCGCUCCUCCGGAUGGAUCUCAAGCACAACGACCUCUCCGGCCCGGUCCCGGCACUGCCGUCGGCUCUCCGGUACCUCUCCCUCUCCUCGAACCGGCUCGCCGGCCGAGUCGACGGGGUGCUCCCCCGGCUGACCCGGCUCAGCUACCUGGACCUCAGCAUGAACCAGCUGGAGGGCCCCAUUCCGGGCUGCGUCUUCUCCUUCCCCCUGCAAUCCCUCCAGCUGCAGCGCAACUUCUUCUCCGGCCCGGUGGCGCCGUCGGCGGCGCCGUCGGAGGUGGCGAUCCCGGUGGUGGACUUGAGUUACAACCGGUUCUGGGGGCCGGUGCCGCCGCAGCUGGCGGCGGUGGGGAGGCUGUAUCUGAACAAUAAUCGGUUCACCGGCGAGGUGCCGGGGAGGCUGGUGCAGGGGUUGAUGGGGGGAAUGCAGCUGCUGUACCUGCAGCACAAUUAUCUGACCGGGGUGGAGAUCAGCCCGGCGGCGGCAAUCCCGGUCGGUGCGUCGCUUUGCUUGCAGUAUAAUUGCAUGGUGCCGCCGGUCGACGCCCCCUGCCCGCUCAAGGCCGGCACGCAGAAGACCCGGCCUACCGACCAGUGCCCGGAGUGGCAGGGAUGAUGGAAACGGGGGAAGAAAGAAAAAAAAAAGAUGAACCAAAAGAGGAAGAAAACAACAGAGAAUUUAAUCUUAUUAUACUAUUCUUUUAUUUAAUUUGGAUGUAUUUUUUGGGUGUGGAGGAAGGAUGACGAUGAGGAGAAAUAAGGCAUGAUUGUGAAGAUUUUGUGUGAAGUUGGUGUUAAGAUGUUAUUAAAGUUAUAUAUAAUGAUGUGAUUUUAAUGAUAUGUGCAUGGUAUAAUUGUAAUGAGUAGAAAUGCUGGAUUUA